UGACAUUUCGUAUCUAUACACCACACAUAAUGUCAAAAUUAUUCAAAAUAAUAUUUUGUGUGUACGAUAAAUAAGAAUAAAAUUAUCAAAAUAUCGUUUUCAUUAUACAAUGGAAGUUCUAACAACUUAUACAGGAGAAGAAGAACAGUUAGUAUCGUCGGCACUGAAGAAGAAAGAAGAAAAAAUCUACACGAAUCGUGUUUUAGAAAAGCAUUUCAUUCUUCGUAAUACGUCGAUUCAGUAUUAUUUUCUACGGCUGUCGGUAGAAAGCAAACGAAAACUUAUUAUAAAAUUUGUGAAACGACUCAACUCUCCUGCAAGUCUUUAUCAAAUAUUUAGCGUCAUGUCUUUGGGUCACGCCAAAAUGGACGUCUACUCGAUCGUAGAUCCCGAAACUAAUUUCGUAUACGAUAAAUUAAUCCUGGAUCAUAAUAGAAUGUUGGGAGAGAAAACUUUGGAAGAAACCAUCGAAAAUGAUUUGGAAUGGUUCGAAACUUUAGACGACUAUCAACAAAUUAACCUUACCUUAGGAUUGAUAAGGAUAUCAGGAGGAAAUGUUAAAAGAAAUUUGUACAUACCUCUAUACAGGAUCUACAGAAAAUCAAUAUGUGAGUUGCAUUGUAAACAAUUCCCGAAAAGUGUUAAAUCAACGGUUGUACUCGAGGAACCACCACAAGAAAAUUCCCAAAUUUACGAUCCCAAACACCCAGAAACCAUCGAAGUGGAAAAACAAAGAAAAAAAUGGUUCGAUUUAAUACAAAAAUAUAAACAAGAAGUUAUGCAAGAAACAACCAAGAAAAAAAAUAAAGACAAGAAAAAAACGAAAGAAAAGGAAAAGAAAGCUACAAAGUCGAGUAAAAAAGAAAAGAAUAAAGGGAAAGCAAAAAAAUUCGUGGAUGAUAUUGUUACCUUCAAACAAAUAGAUCUAAUCCAGCUUCUACCAAUUUGGAUUGUUAAAAAAAUUUUCGGUUACAUCGAUACCAAAAUUCUAGUUAAACUAAAGCAGGUCAACAGUUACUGGGCUUUCGUGAUAUCCGAAUUGAUUAAAGAAAAAAAUGCUAGGCAAAAACUCGAUGCCGCUCUGGAUAAAAUGAAAGCUGCUAUGGACCAAGAAGUUUUCGAAAGAGCCGAACAACAACCCGAAGAACAACAAUCCAAACCUAUUGGAAAAAAAGUCUUCUACGAAUUGGGCGCUAUAGAUAAAAAAAUAGUUCCUAAAAACCUCAAAGGAUUAGUCGACGCUGGUAUAGAUACAGAUGCAGCUAAAGCACGCGUCGAUGAAUAUAAUAUGAUUACGGGAGAAUGGGUGCAUUUUCCAAGGUUCAUGAAGGAAGAUUUGGAAUUGUAUAGAUUUAGACCUGGAUUUUUGCAAGACGUUGGUGUUGAAUUCGACAUUGUGAAUGAAAUUGAAAGGCAAAAAUCUUUUCUCACAUACUCGUUAUCGAAAUCUGUUUGCAGUUUGAAGAUUUCUAUAAAACCUGAGAUGCUAGAUGAAUGGUAAUACUGAUAUGCUUUUCAUUUUCCGUUAAAUUAACAUAAUAGCGUCUUAUACUUUUUUCUUAAGUUUAAAAAGGUAAAAAAGGUUUUCCAUGAAAUUUUUCUAUUUUGUUUAAUGGAAAAAUCAUUAAAGAACUUC
This is a messenger RNA of Diorhabda carinulata, 1636 nucleotides long. RefSeq lists its product as uncharacterized. The record is from RefSeq and is a predicted model, not a curated record. Lineage: Eukaryota; Metazoa; Arthropoda; Insecta; Coleoptera; Chrysomelidae. The transcript is spliced from 3 exons. Gene Ontology annotation, molecular function: protein binding. The coding region runs from base 110 to 1501 and encodes 463 amino acids.